AUGGUGUCCAAGCUGCUGGGCCAGUUUUUCGUUGCUGAGCUGGCCAGGCGCGUGCCACCGUCCGUGGCCGUCGUCAACGCCGCCUCGCCCGGGUCCGUCCACGGCUUGCAGUUCAACUGCGACAUUGACGGCACGCUGGCCGGCGCCUUCCUCAAGACGGUCCUCCGCCGCGUCGGCAUCGAUACAUCCUCCUUGACCGGGGAUGAGAAGGCAGAGGCGUCGUGCAUUGAAGUAUUCAUUGUGACGCAGGUUGCCCCUCAGCUCGAUCGCCGCUGA
Messenger RNA from Lasiosphaeria miniovina, 276 nucleotides. RefSeq lists its product as uncharacterized. The transcript is spliced from 2 exons. Bases 1 to 276 code for a protein of 91 amino acids. Lineage: Eukaryota; Fungi; Ascomycota; Sordariomycetes; Sordariales; Lasiosphaeriaceae. The record is from RefSeq and is a predicted model, not a curated record.